Messenger RNA from Saccoglossus kowalevskii, 4554 nucleotides. Its product is annotated as ATP-dependent RNA helicase DDX54-like. Lineage: Eukaryota; Metazoa; Hemichordata; Enteropneusta; Harrimaniidae. Gene Ontology annotation, cellular component: nucleus; cytosol. Gene Ontology annotation, molecular function: RNA helicase activity; ATP binding; RNA binding. The record is from RefSeq and is a predicted model, not a curated record.
CACGCAUGUUAUUUCCACAACAUGGCGGAUUGCACAAUGUGUUCCUGGGUCUGUUUACGUUCACUCCGAUUCUAAAGGAUAUUGCCAAUUUAAUUUAGCAAGCAUUUCAAAACGUAUAUUCUUUACACACUGGUAAAAUGAAGAAUAAGAAAAACACCAAAAAACGUCCUGACAAGCAUUGGAGGAAAGGCCGAGGGAAACGUUCUUCGGAGUCAGAAAAGGAUGUCGACCAUGUGCAAAUCGUGAAACCAAUGGAUACUCUGAGUCCAGGGUUCUCUGCAAACAAGGUGAUAGAUGGUUAUUCAUCCGAUGCAGAACUGAAUACAAGGAAGAUGGUUGCUAAACAAAAUAGAAAGAAAAAAAAAUCUGGAGGAUUUCAAGCAAUGGGAUUAUCAAUGGGUGUGUUGAAAGGAAUUUUCAGGAAAGGUUACAAAGUUCCAACACCAAUACAGAGGAAGUGUGUGCCCAUUAUCAUGGAUCGUAAAGAUGUUGUUGCCAUGGCGCGAACUGGAAGUGGUAAAACAGCAGCUUUUCUCAUUCCUAUGUUUGAAAAAUUACAACGACAUUCGGCUAAAACCGGGGCACGAGCUCUUAUAUUAUCACCAACAAGAGAAUUAGCUGUACAGACUUUGAAGUUUACCAGAGAGCUUGGUAAAUUCCUUGGACUGAGGUCAGCUGUAAUUCUAGGAGGUGACAAGAUGGAUGACCAGUUUGCAGCAUUACAUGAGAAUCCUGAUAUCAUCAUAGCUACACCAGGAAGAUUGCUGCAUGUACUUGUUGAGAUGGAUCUCAAACUAAACUCACUAGAGUAUGUUGUCUUUGAUGAAGCUGACAGAUUGUUUGAGAUGGGAUUUGCAGAACAACUUGAGGAAAUUAUACAGCGACUACCAGAUGACAGACAGACUCUACUCUUCUCAGCAACUCUUCCCAAACUACUGGUGGAGUUUGCAAGAGCUGGAUUAAAUGACCCGAUGUUGAUAAGAUUAGAUGUAGAAAGCAAACUAAGCGACCAAUUAAAAUUAGCAUUUUUCAGUACAAGAGCCGAUGACAAGAUAUCGCUUCUCUUGCAUCUUUUGAGAAAUGUCAUCAAACCAUCGGAACAGACAGUCAUUUUUUUGGCAACCAUGCAUCACGUGGAUUACAUUAAAGAGAUUUUAACGCAAGCUGGCAUCAACUGCUGCCAUAUUUAUAGUUCGUUAGACCCGGCAGCUCGAAAAAUAAAUGUUGCUAAGUUUACUCACAAGAAAGCCAUGGUGAUGCUGGUAACUGACGUGGCAGCGAGAGGAAUUGAUAUUCCAUUGCUUGACAAUGUCAUUAACUUUAACUUUCCUGCAAAACCUAAAUUAUUCGUGCACAGAGUCGGUCGCGUUGCUCGAGCUGGACGUACUGGUACAGCCUACUCACUCAUAGCUUCUGAUGAAUUGCCAUAUCUGUUGGAUUUACAUCUCUUUCUUGGAAGACCAUUGAAAUGUGCUUCUCCAUCACAUUCUAGAGACGCUGACUAUCUCUUUGGUAGAGUACCUCAGAGAGUGGUUGAUGACGAGGAAGCAACCGUAUUAACACUGCAUGAACAAUCCCUGGACAUAGAUACGAUGAAACACGUAUGUAAUAAUGCUUAUAAACAGUACGUUAAGUCCCGUCCAGCACCAGCACCUGAGAGUGUCAAGAGAAUGAAAGAAAUAGACGUUUCACGUAUUGCCAUUCAUCCAAUAUUUGGUGAAUACAUCGAUAAAGAUGAAAAUAAUAGAGUUCAAAUGGUCGAUGAAAUAAAGAAAUAUAAACCUCAUACGACAAUCUUUGAAGUUGGUGUCAGCACAAAAAGUCAACCAAAAUACUCAGUCAUGAAAGCGAAAAGGCGUUUACAUAGUAAUGCGAUUGAAAAAUACAAAGUGAAGAAGAAAGAGGAGAUAGAGAAUACAGCCAUGUUGCAGAACAUAAAAGAAAAAGCGGUUUUCAGUUCAACAGAAAUGAGCACUGAUAAAGAUUUAGAGGCUGUGUUUUCUACUGUUGUUGCACCGGGACUGAAAAGAAAAAGACGAAUUGAGGCCAUGGAGAGAAAGACAAAGAAACAAAAACCUGUGGUGUCAGUACGAGAUGAUGACUACUAUAUUCAUUACAGAUCUCAGGAUCAUCAUGCUGAACGGGGGUUGUCCAUUGGUGACUGUAGUUUUGACCAACAAGCGUCGCGAGCCAUGCUUGACUUGACGGGUGAUGAUGCAGAUAUGAUGAAAAAACAUAAAGACAAUAUAAAAUGGGAUCGCAAAAAGAAGAAAUUUAUUAGAGAUGCUGGGGAUGAACAAAGCAAAAAGAAAAAAAUUAAAACAGAAAGUGGGACUUACAUUCAUGCAUCGUAUAAAAGUAAUAUAUACAAAGACUGGUUAGAAAAAUCCAAGAUGGAUGAAAUGGAUGAAGAAGAGGAGGAAGAGAAAGAAAAAAAAACUAGAAAACACAAAGGAGGAAAAUGGAAAGGGCCUCAAGGAAAAAAUAAAGGCUCAUUUCACCAAAAAGGAAAGUCUCGGAAACCAAACCAAAGUAAAGGUCCUGGAGGUAAAAGAAAGAAAGUGAGAAGUGAAAUGAAAAGUAAAGACCAAAUUUUGAAAAACAGAAAAACAGAUGCCAAGAAAAAUUUUCUUCGUAAAACAAGAGAGAAGAAAGCAAUGAUGAGGAGUAGGGGGAGAGGAAAACCUAGAUAGCAACUUUCUUUCCAGAUCUGAUAUGCUUUAUAUUUUGUGGACGUCUUUAAUAAUGCUCAUUUCAUUAGUUUUUCGUUACUGGAACAGACAAGUAAAUACUAAUGAUAUAGACAAUACAUAUUCAUCCUGUUUUUUCCGCAGCAGUGCAGAUUUAUUUUCAGUUGUCUGUCAGUCAAUACAUUUUCAACAUAUCCUUACAAACUACUAAUUGCUUUGAUAUUUUGUGAUGAUGCUCUUUCAUCAGUUAUUUUUAGGUCCACUCGUAUUAUUUGCACGCAUGAACAUUUGCUUCAACAAUGGAGAAUAUACAGUUAGUAAUUAGUGGUAGAAACCUGUGUCUUACCAGGGUUUAUGAAAGACUACACGUACUUUGCAAUCAACACGUUUUAAUUAAAGAUUAAUCUAAUAAAUAUAACUUAACACUCCAUCCAUAUAUUGUCUCCCACAUUCACAGCAAUAUUUAUCGUAUUUGGUGGUUUGAGCAAUUUUUGUUACGCCGAUGGGUAUACAGUAAUUAGACAUUACAAUAAGAGUGGAUUGAAUAAUUACUGCCAAGAAAAUAUUUUUUGAAAUAACACCUUGUAUGCACAUUUUUUAGCAUGAGAUUGCCAAAGUUAUUGGGUCAUGUAUAUCUUGAUGAAAUAAACUCAACAUUGACUGAGAUAAUUAAAUUUUCAUUGCAGAGAAAAUUAGUCAUGCACAACCGUAUGGAUUAUUUGUACCCCCCCCCCCCGUCUUUAAGCAUACAUUAUAAGGAUCUAGUGGAUGUUGCUGUCCCUUUAUUAGUGUGUAUUAACCGUUUCACCAGAAAUAUUGAAGAAAAUAGUGUAGACAAAGCAUGGAUGGAGUGACACAAUCUGUACUCGAGAUAAAUUCACACAUAUAAGAGUAGCACAAUUUAACAGCUUGGCAAGUACAUGCAAGCUUUAUAAAAAAAAAAUGUACUUUAAAAUCUGACACUUAUUUAGUCCUGAAAACAUCGUAAUGUGUAUAAGUAGAAUAUUUGGAGGGAUGGCCCAUCACAAGCUAAUACUUUAUUGGUUUCUCAGUCCUUGCCUGCAACCAACAUGCUUUUGCUGAGACCAAACACUCAGAAUGAAUCUGUUUCCUUAAUCACAAAUAAAAAAAAAACAGAAUUCAUUCAUUAGGCAAUAUAUGGAUAUUGACCUAAAAAAAAGUUGGGGGUCACCAGCCUUUUUUUCAAGAAAUUGAUGGUUGUAUUUUAGUGGAAAGUCGCCAUUUUGACACUAUUAUAACACUUUUACCACAGGUUCUCAUGGCAGAGAUAUUAUGCAAUAUCUCAAUCUAACCUGGUGACAUAGGCUGAAAAAAUCAUAUAUUGUUAAUGAAUUAUUGAAAAAAUCUGGGUUUUAAAAAGUGUCAAGAAAUAUUAGGACGCGUUUUUCAAAAAGCAUAACUGUUACACACAAAAUAAUGCUAUUUCAUUGUACCAUCUUCAUGAUUGUACAUAAUAAACUAAUUAACAUUGUCAUGCAAUUUAUGACAAUUUUUGGCAAAAAUUAUGACUAGGCUUCUACCUUAAAAGUUUUUUUUAAAUCCUCACAAUGGGCUAAAAAUAGACUUAGGAUCCAGCAAUGCAUAUUGGUAUUAUUACACUGUAAUCGAUUACAUGUACAUGUAUAGUACUGUAAAACACUUUAUUUUCGCUUGGAAUGACUCAGCGAGAUAAAAUCCAGCGAAUAUACCUUAUUUCCUACUAGUAUAUUUUAAAUUCAACUAGUCAGAAAUCAGUGAAAAUAAAUUCCAUGCAAAACACACCCCAAAAUUUGAAUUCUAGCUAAAAUAAAGUAUUUUACAGUACCGGUACUGGUCAAUAAAUGUAAUGUUAUUGGUGUUCAAA